AUGGCCACGGAAGCCUCGAGCGCGGCAGUGGCGCUUCCGGAUAAGAUGGAUUCCAGCAAGCUUGUCGCAGAAACAGUCGAUGGCGUGGCCGGGGAAAUCCCUGUUAUCGCUCUGAGCCUCUUCUCAUGCCCCGAAUUGACCAUGCUCGUGGUGGUUCACAUGCUAACGGCCGCGCGUGUGUGUCUGGUGGCGGCGGGGGGGCCCAUCAGGAUCAUCCAGGACAACUACGCGAAGAUCCAGGCGGUGGAGAAGGAGCUGGAGGCGCUGCACCUGGAGGUGAAGCUCACGUCGGGGUCCAAGAAGGCGGGCAUGGAGCUGCUAAGGCAGAAGAUCGAGCAGAGCACGGAGAAGGCCAGGCUGCUGCGCAAGAAGGAGGAGCAGGCCAAGAAGGUAUGGGAGGCAGCAGCGAAGCUGGUGGAGGAAGAGGAGCAGAGGAAGCAGCAGCUGUGUGAUGACCUCAGAAUGAUGGUGCAGCAGAACGCGCUGCAGCAGUACGAGCGGCUGGAGGCGCUCACGCACAAACUGGACGCCCUCAACCCUGAGAUGAGGGGACCCGCCUUGGAGGCCAUUCAGGGCCUGCGCGCCAAGAUCGCCCCCCACGGCGUCCUCCCCGUCUAUGUGAGCCUCUCCGCCCUGCUCCUCCCUUCCUUUUCCCACCAGCUUGCUCUCUACCCUUCCAUGUCGCAAGGCAGGGAAGCACCUGCGUCUGCCGAGGGCACGUGUGCCCCAUCAGCUUCCCCUGUGGACGCCACCAGCAGCACGGCACCCGCGUCAACAGCUGAUGCUCCUGCCACCACCCCCAAAGCCCAGGGGGCAGAGGGGGACGCGCAGAGCCAAGGGCAGGAAGGUAGUUCUGGCGCCACAGCAGCAGCAAAUGGCAGUAAAGGAGCGGAUGGGGGAGCAGCACCAGCAGCGCGACUGUCUAUAAGCCGUGGGAGAGGCAGAGGGCGGGGGAGGGGUUUGAUUGCCAAGGGGGGAAACAAGGCAGGAGGGGAUGGGCAGUGGACGGGUGCAGGGUUUGAUGUGGAGGAUGAGAGCAUUGCAUGA
This is a messenger RNA of Closterium sp. NIES-65, 1047 nucleotides long. Lineage: Eukaryota; Viridiplantae; Streptophyta; Zygnematophyceae; Desmidiales; Closteriaceae. The record is from the annotation of a GenBank genome assembly.